AUGGAGCAAACCUUCGACCUCCCCGACUCCACCGACUGGCUCGACACGCCGUUGAUGCUCGUCGCGCCGCUGGAAUCCUCGCUCCGGUGCCAGGUCUGCAAAGACUUUUUCGAUAAUCCUGUGGUGACUUCCUGCAGCCAUACCUUUUGCUCGCUGUGUAUUCGUCGUUGUCUCAGUACGGAAGGGAAAUGUCCGACCUGCCGGAGCUCAGACCAGGAAGUGAGGUUGCGUCGCAAUUGGGCCGUUCAGGAGCUUGUCGAGGCGUUCCAGAAUGCUCGUCCGGGUAUGUUGCAGCUGGCAAGGAAGGGUGUUAAGGAGACCGUGUAUAGUAAGGACUGCGAAGAGGAUAUCACGGAGGUCCCCGUCUCGAAAAAGCGCAAAAUCGAGCAGCCGGAUGGGAGUGGUACUCCUGUUGGGGAGGGGGUGCUUACUCGGUCGCAGAGCCGAGGAGUGCGUCAGGUACAGACCACCACAAUUGAGGUUAUCGAUGAUAUACAAGAUGAUGAAUACAUUCCUGACGAUGGCUUAGUCGCGUGCCCUGUUUGUCAACGACGGAUGAAGAAUGAGGCUGUGUUCCGACACCUCGAUAUAUGCACUGGGGCCCCCAUUCUAUCGAAGCCAGCAUCUUUUGGUUCCCUGCAGUCGAUACCAGCAGCGCCGCGGAAACCAUUUCAGGAUCAGAAUGAGAAACCGCCGGAAAGACUCCCCGUGAUUAAUUAUUCUCUAUUGAAAGACAGCGUUCUUCGAAAAAAGCUCAAAGACCUGGGUAUACCUAACUGGGGCCCGCGACCCCUCCUACAAAAGCGACACACUGAAUGGAUGAAUCUAUGGAAUGCCAACUGUGACUCCAAAGCGCCAAAACCGAAAAGAGAUCUCCUGCGUGAACUAGACGUCUGGGAGAGGGCGCAGGGUGGCCACUCCACGACGUCCAGUGAUACCUCGAACACUGUCAUGCGCAAGGAUUUUGAUGUAGCCGGGUGGUCGUCCAACUACGACAACGACUUCAAACAAUUGAUUGCGAAUGCGCGGAAGAGGAGCGAUGCGCUCAUUCGUACCACCAUACCAAAGGCACCCCCGGCGCCAUUAGACGAGUCGCUCAGUGGCCCACAAAGCGCACCGGUUCUUGACCAGAGUGCACAGACUCCCAUCCCAAUUCAAGAUGUGCCAGAAGAGGAAGGUGUUGCGCUGACAGUGACUGCAGUAAAUGUAACGGCCAGCGAGAUACAAAUGCCUCCUGACAUUAGCAAUAGCUAG
This is a messenger RNA of Aspergillus ochraceoroseus IBT 24754, 1254 nucleotides long. RefSeq names its product E3 ubiquitin-protein ligase RAD18 (gene rad18). The transcript has 3 exons. Gene Ontology annotation, cellular component: Rad6-Rad18 complex; nucleus. Bases 1 to 1254 code for a protein of 417 amino acids. Gene Ontology annotation, biological process: DNA damage tolerance; protein monoubiquitination. The record is from RefSeq and is a predicted model, not a curated record. Gene Ontology annotation, molecular function: single-stranded DNA binding; ubiquitin protein ligase activity. NCBI's taxonomy places the organism in Eukaryota, Fungi, Ascomycota, Eurotiomycetes, Eurotiales, Aspergillaceae.